GACCAACUAGGCACCUGCCCUCAUACCUACCACAUACCUCUAAUGCCAUCAUCCUCAGGUAUCUGUUAUAUCAGCUGGUUGGUUGCUGUUACUGACUGUUGAUUGGUUGAAACUCUCCUCUUAUCAAAACAAAGAGACUGAAGGCUAACAGCUGAGGGUGACAGCAGAAACUGAGAAUCAGGCAUAAGGGCACAGUUGUGCAGUGCCAAUCUAGGUCCAUACAGAAUGGGUUUGCUGAAAUGGGAGUGGAGGAACCCAUCUGGCUUACAAGGAGCCCAGAACUCACCUAACAGCCGAGGGAUGAACUGGAGCCCUAACUGAGCCAUGCCUGAUCGCCAACAUUAGUGUCCAACCUCACUAAUGCUCUUCAAUGUAGGCUAUUCCUAUCAACAAUGUUCCAUAAUCUAGUGGAAACCAUCAAAGAAGAGUUGAUAUAAAACUUCAUAUCAUAUUCCAUCAGACCCACUGUGAAUACAUUGAUUUACAUUUACAUUACUUAGUGUCUACUCUUGGAGUAUGACGAGUUGUAUUCUCCAACAGAGCCCUUCUAUAUUUCCUUUCAUAAAAAUAGGAUUCUGACCUUGCAUUGCUGAUUAUCUCUCUUGUUUACACGGAAAAUACAGGCGCAAAAGGGUGAAGCUUGAGCAGGUGGAACCCAGGAUUUCUUCUCACACAGCUGAUAUGGAAAUUCUAUAUAAAGAGGCCAUUGUGACCAGUUUCUUGGCACGGAGUAUUAGGCUUCUGGUUUUGUCUACUAGCAGACACUGCAAGGCACAAUGAGGUUCUUGGUGUUGGUAGCCAUGACGGCCUGUUUCCUACAGGCGGGUUUCGCAUUUAAAAUCGCCUCCUUCAAUAUACAGAGAUUUAGCAUGACGAAAGUGGAUGAUCCAGUUGUGUUAGAACUCUUGAUCCGGAUCCUGAGCAGAUACGAAAUUAUUGCCAUUGAGGAGGUGAUGAAUGCAGAUAACACCGCGAUUAUCAGUCUUGUCAAGGAACUCAGCUUAGCUACCAAACUGAACUACAAUGUGCUGAUUUCAGAUCAUCUGGGCCGCAGUUCUUACCGUGAGAAGUACGCCUAUGUGUACAGGGAAGAUAUUGUAAAGCCUACCGAGUGGUAUCACUUUGAUGAUGGCUGUGAGAACUGCGGUACAGACAGCUUCAUACGGGAACCCUUUGUGGCUCGCUUCACUUCACUCACUACCGUGGUGAAGGACUUUGCCCUGAUCUCCAUUCACACAAGUCCAGAUUAUGCUAUCAUGGAGGUGGACGCCCUAUAUGAUGCGUGGGUAGAUGCCAAGCAACGGCUGAAGAUGGAGAAUAUCCUGAUUUUAGGAGACUACAAUGCUGCCUGCAGUUAUGUUGCCAGCAGACACUGGCCAAUAAUCCGUCUUCGUCAUGUUGAAGAAUUAGUCUGGCUUAUUGGGGAUAAAGAGGACACCACUGUGAGCACAAACACCAACUGCGCAUAUGACAGGAUGGUUGCCGGUGGGGAAGAGUUGCAGAGAGGCAUUGUCCCAGACACGGCCAAAGCCUUCAACUACCAUGUGGCAUAUGACCUGACUUAUGAGAUGGCCAAAGCAGUGUCUGACCACUACCCUGUCGAAGUGGAGUUGUACGAUGAUGUGUUAUACAGUGGCCAGUCUUUUGAGCCCAGCGCCAGCACUGGGAUAAGUGGUGGCCUCUCUCUCAAUGGCCCCUGUACCUGUGAAGGGGUGGAUUUUUCAUCCUGUCGUGGGCGCUGCGGGGCCUCUGGAAAAACCUACCCCUGUAAUUGCAACGCUUCUUGCACCAACUGCUGUGUUGACUAUACUAGUUCUUGUAAACUCUAAAACUUCACAGCCAGAGGGGCCCACCAAGGCUGCCUAAGCUAUCACGAACAAACUCAAUAAACUGCACGUUGCUUACA
This is a messenger RNA of Xenopus laevis (African clawed frog), 1906 nucleotides long. RefSeq lists its product as uncharacterized. Lineage: Eukaryota; Metazoa; Chordata; Amphibia; Anura; Pipidae. The record is from RefSeq and is a predicted model, not a curated record. The transcript is spliced from 10 exons. The coding region runs from base 777 to 1829 and encodes 350 amino acids.